Dovyalis caffra is the source of this 444-nucleotide messenger RNA. The record is from the annotation of a GenBank genome assembly. Lineage: Eukaryota; Viridiplantae; Streptophyta; Magnoliopsida; Malpighiales; Salicaceae.
AUGUCUUCUUCUUUACAGGGUUGUGAUGCAUCUGUUCUGCUGGAUGGAAAUGAUGAGUGGGGGAAAUCAUGGAAAGUUCCGCUUGGGAGAAGAGAUGGACUAGUUGCUAACAAGGCUGGAGCAAAUCUUUCACUCCCUGCUCCAUUUGAAGGUGUAAAUACAAUCAUUGGCAAGUUCGAUGCAGUAGGUCUUAAUGUCACCGAUGUAGUGGCCUUAUCAGGUGCUCACACUAUUGGACUAGCAAAAUGUGCCAACUUCAACCAGAGAUUGUUCGACUUCGCGGGAACCGGUUCUCCGGACAGUACAAUGGAAUCAAGUAUGGUAUCUGAUCUACAGAAACUAUGUCCACUAACUGAUGAUGGGAACAAGACCACAGUUCUUGAUCGAAACUCCGCUGAUCUAUUCGACAACCACUAUUUCCAGAACUUGUAUAUUGCAACUUAG